AUGCCAGCGGAUACGCGAGCAUACCUCGAAGAGGUCACGCUAAAGUUGUUCAUGAAGACGCAGACAACCGUCUUAGAUGUUCUUCUAGCCACAGAGACGCAGAAAACUGCGGAGUUACAAGAAAGUAUGCAAAGAAGAGUGGUUAUAACUCUUGAUAAGAGCUUGCUGAUAAGUCGGAGCUGCGCUUUUACGAUGCGAAAUCCUGUAGCAUUGAUUCUGUUCUAUUGUACGAUAUCAUUCGCUUUGAAAGGGAAGGAACUGUCAGAGGAUGUCAUUGGAUAUCUUGGAAUUCCAUAUGCAAAACCACCUCUGCGAGAUAUGCGAUUCAAAGACUCGCAAGUAUUGCCCUUUGAUGAUGGUGGUGUGUACACAGAGUGGCCAGCGGGUUGUCCAGGCACGUCUAUUGAAGGAAGAACUGAAGACUGUCUUUUUCUCAGCCUGCUUCAAGUGAAAAAUAUCGUCAAGAAGACAAACACCCUUCUCAUUUUUGCAAACGACAAGUUAAGUGAAAAGAAGUUGGCUGGAUUAGUUUCACCUAAUUUAAAUAUUGGUUUGGCAGCCAUCAGAGCAGGAGUCUUGGGUUCUUACGGGAAUAGUUCGUUUGGGGUUAGCGAUGUUAUUAAUGCGGUGAAGUUUCUCAAGGAAAACGAAGAUGUUCUUGGCAUAGGCAAGAUCACAGUGUGGGCAGAAUCUUUUGAAGCUGAAGCGGUGGCAUCGGCUCUUUCUGAAGCAGGCAUUGAGAGAGCUAUUUUGAUAAAUGGUAACGCAAAAACAAGAGCUGCAGGCCGCGACAGGGUCUCUUCGUGGACCGCGUACAAAAUCGCUACUGAGCUUGAGUGUGAUUUACCAUCAGCGGCUCAGUCAACGGACUGCCUCAGAACCAAAUCACUCCUAGAGCUUUAUGUUGCUAUGGAAAAAGUGUCGGCAAGUUCGCUGUCUAUUUUCGGCCAAGAUUGGAUUUAUUUUCUAAAUUUGCCCAAAGAGAUCCCUAUUGCAACGCGUGUAGCAUAUCGACUACGCAACAGAAAUUCGAAUCUCACGCCCGAGCAACGCUCUGAUCUACGUGAGAUUCGCGAACUCUCGGCAUGUGGCGAGGUGAAGGUCUCUAUCAGCGAUAAGGGAGGAGAGUUUGUGGUCAUGUCACGUGAUCUAGACAUGGCUAUCAUUGGGCAAUACCUUGAUGACGCAACACUCUAUUGCUCUUCGUCAUAUGGAGAGUUCAAAAAACAAUGUCGUCAUCUCAAUAGUUUGGCUCGAGACAGGAAAGGAUGCGGGGUUACAUAG
This is a messenger RNA of Necator americanus (New World hookworm), 1284 nucleotides long. RefSeq lists its product as uncharacterized. The transcript has 9 exons. Lineage: Eukaryota; Metazoa; Nematoda; Chromadorea; Rhabditida; Ancylostomatidae. The coding region runs from base 1 to 1284 and encodes 427 amino acids. The record is from RefSeq and is a predicted model, not a curated record.